AUGGGUAAGAUCUUUAAGCGAAUUGGACCAACAGUGAUCAAAAAAAGAGAGGAUGAACCCAAGCUCCAUGAGCCUCAGUUCAUGUACGAAAGGUGGCAAAAGUUUAUGCCACAUUUGCGUUUCUCUCACAUACCGCUCUACAAGAAGGUAUCGAUUUAUAAAAGAAUAGAACUCGUUCUUGAAAAAAACAUUGGUCCUCAUGUCUUUGUGAUUAUUGGCGAUUCCCUCUACAAGUGCCAGCUCUGGGUACUUCGCAGCUUCUCUAAACGUUUAAAGAACAAUAUCAAGCAAAACGACUACAUUAAGAUACCCGAGGAAGUGAUUGACAACGAGUUGUUUGAGAUAAUCUACGUCUGGAUGACCUCCAAUAAGGUAUAUUGUCCCUUGGGUAGGUUGUUGGAUCUUCUAAAUGCAGCAAAAUAUUUGAAGUGCAUGAACUUGGCUGAGGACAUCUUUCAGUGCCUUAACGAUCAUAGGUUUUUCAACGAACUAAUGGCAUUUAGGUGCUUUUUGGAGGCCAAACAAAGGGGCAUCACUCCAUUGGCUGAUUCCAUGCUGUACAGGGUGGACAAGAGCUUCUUGGUUCUGGUAGGUACGGAGGAGUAUCUUAAUCUGGAUAUCAAUGACCUUUGUAAACUGCUCAGUUCAAAUAGCUUGGCUGUGCAGACUGAGAUUGAGGUUUUUUAUUCAGCACUUUUAUGGCUGUAUUCGGAUUUUCAGAAGCGCAAACAGUAUAUUGGUUUAAUCUUAAAUCUAAUAAGAUUUACUAUAAUGCCACCUGAAUUUCUUUUUAAUUGGACGAAAAAUCUCCAGGAUCUGCGGCCAGAACUUGCUAAUCAUCUCUGUCACCAGUUCUAUAAUGCCAUGAUAGUCCAGCAGGAGACAUUUAUUGGUAGCUACACGUCAAAGUUUUAUGGAAACUUAAAUCGUAAUUGGAUGCGGGAUCCCAAAUGUCCUUACUAUAAGCAUCUUCAUAGGAAAUGCUACUCCGAAGUGACCGUAGAAGCAUUUCUUUAUUAUCUAACACUUAUUCAGAAAUCAUCGGAUGACUUUAUAGAUCGCUUGGAAAUCUUCGGAACUAUAUGCAAUGGUCAAAUAGUCUUUACUGGUUACGAUAAUGAGAAGUUGCCGUUGUACAAGUCCUGGGAAUCGAAUGGUGGUAAUGAAGAAACCAAUGAAGAUAAGUUCCUAGAUGACUUUGUAGAGUACAAGUCUUUGAAAUCGAAUUAUAAUAUUAGCCAAUUGGAACUUUCUGAUACUGAUACUGAAAUUGAGGAUUUAAAACCUCCAAGCCCGAAGGUGGCAGAAGUGGCUGCCAAAGAAAGCGUUCAGCGUGCUGCGGAUAACGAAGAUCCCUGGCAACCGAAUUUCGUAAAUGUUCAUGAAAACCAUUUCUUAACAAAAGUCACCACAAAAUUAAUAGAAAAUUUAAAUAAUGUUUUCAAAUGUGACUCCGACAUGGAUUCUGACUCGGACUCGGACUCCUCUAAGAGCUUUAUUAAAGAUGAUUCUUUAGAAUCCGGUAAGGAAAUCCCUGAAGAUAACGAUACAGAUUCCGAUAGAGAAACCAGUGCAGAUUCCUCUAAGUAUAGCUCAGACUCUUCUGACAGUAUCCCAACCGAAAACAUUAAGUCUAAAGAAUCAAAUAUAGAGGCCAAAUGA
Messenger RNA from Drosophila eugracilis, 1662 nucleotides. RefSeq lists its product as uncharacterized. NCBI's taxonomy places the organism in Eukaryota, Metazoa, Arthropoda, Insecta, Diptera, Drosophilidae. The transcript is spliced from 2 exons. The coding region runs from base 1 to 1662 and encodes 553 amino acids. The record is from RefSeq and is a predicted model, not a curated record.